AUGAGCUCCCCCCUAGAAGCCAAGAUCGUAGUGCUAGGCGCCCAAGGCGUCGGCAAAACCUCCCUCGUCCAGCGGUACGUCCGCAACGCCUUCAACGCUUCCUCCACAGCUUCCACCGUCGGCGCCUCCUUCGUAACCAAGCGCGUCUUCGACAGCACCUCCGACACCCUCGUCCGCCUCCAGAUCUGGGACACCGCAGGCCAGGAGCGGUUCCGGAGUAUAUCGCGGCUAUACUACCGGGGCGCGAAUGCGUGCCUCCUGUGCUACGACAUCACGGACGAGGCGAGUUUCGUGGAGAUGACGGGGUGGUUGGGCGAGUUGAAGCGGAAUCUGGGAAUCGGUGACACUGGAGGAGGAGGAGGAGGACAGCUGCCGAUUGUGGUGCAUGUUGUCGGGACAAAGAGCGAUAUUGUUGCCGAUGACCCUUCGAAACGGAAAGUGCCGUUUGAGAGGACGAUUGCGUAUGUCGCUGAGCAGCUUUAUCCGAGUCGCGCGUCGACGCCGCCGCCUACGGCAACUGUUUCUGGUGCUGGGUCUGGGGGACGGUCGUCGAGUGUUACCCUGCCUGGUGGGAUGGGGGUUGGGGUUGAUAGUAAGCGAAGCAGUGGUUUCUGGGGGCAGGAUAUUGGGUGGGAUUGCUGCCAUGAAAUUAGCGCGAAGGAUGGGGAGGGUGUCGAGGAGGUGUUCCGGGUGAUUGCGAGGAAACUGGUGGAGCAGAGGACGAAGCGGGAUGCGGAGGCUAUGGCUGGGGCAAUGUCACCGGGGGGUUCGUCGUCGGCGCUUGAGGGGCCGGCGGGCUCGAAUUCUGGAGUUGGGAUUGAUGGAGGUGGGAGUUUCCGGCUGGGGAUGAACGAUAAGAGGCGGAGCUGGCUCAUGUUUCCGCCGAGCAGUACUGGGGAUGAGGGGGAGGCGGUUGAGGUUGUGAAGAAGAAGGGGCGGUGUUGUUGA
This is a messenger RNA of Aspergillus puulaauensis, 948 nucleotides long. Its product is annotated as Rab family GTPase. Lineage: Eukaryota; Fungi; Ascomycota; Eurotiomycetes; Eurotiales; Aspergillaceae. Gene Ontology annotation, biological process: intracellular protein transport. Gene Ontology annotation, molecular function: GTP binding; GTPase activity. Gene Ontology annotation, cellular component: endomembrane system. The record is from RefSeq and is a predicted model, not a curated record. The transcript has 2 exons. Bases 1 to 948 code for a protein of 315 amino acids.